Molecule: messenger RNA, 2336 nt
Organism: Homalodisca vitripennis (glassy-winged sharpshooter)
Lineage: Eukaryota; Metazoa; Arthropoda; Insecta; Hemiptera; Cicadellidae
Exons: 13
Coding region: 51-2237 (728 amino acids)
Molecular function (GO): calcium ion binding
Source: RefSeq, a predicted model, not a curated record
AUCGUACAAAAUUAUUUAGUUAUUGAAAUUUUGUUGCAAAUUUUUAUACAAUGGCUGGUGAGUGCAAACCGGUCCUCCUAUUGGACAUAUGGCGAACUUGCAACAAGAUAAGGGCAGCUAUUUUCCGGUCUGGCCUUGACCUCUGGAACUACUACUUGCCCUUGGACCCUGAGGGCUACAGCUUGAUAUCAGAGAGCAAGUUUGUGUCAGUAUUGGGAGGUCCCUUAAAGGAUACUAUUGGACUUUCGGAGCAAGAAAUUCUCGAACUUGCUGACUAUUUCAAGGCUCCCGAUGGCAGAAUUCUCUACCGCCAGUUUUGCCAAGUAAUUCACGAUAAUGUGCCUGACAUGACCAAGUACUCUAACCUGGUGUCGGGACUUGAGUGGGAGGACCCGUACCACGUGAACUCGCUGUCGGUGCCAGAGGAGCGGCGCAUCAUGCUUUUGCUAACCAAGAUCGCUACCCUGGUCAAGGCCCGAGAUCUCGUCCUUCUUCCACACUUCCAAGACUACGAGAUAAUAGCAAAAAACGACGGCACCAUCACGAUAUCCCACUUCGCACGAGUGCUACAUUUCCUCAAGAUCUUCGUAGCCCCCGAGGAAUUUCGUCUCCUGGUGAGAAAGUUCUUGAAAGACGGCUACACGGUGAACUACAUGGCCUUCGUGUCCGCCCUAGAGUACGUGUAUCAGUACAUGGAACGCUGUGGCAUCACCGAUCUUGGUGGGGAAGUCCUUCCGAAUUUCCGUGGACGCGCCAUGAACGCCUCGCUCCCAAAGUUACCACGGCCCGAGGUUGGAACUGUUCCGACCGACGCAGUUUUCGGGGUCCAGAAAAUAUUUCACCCCGUGUUGAACAAACCGCGGGAUCCCGAGAGACUACAGAAGGUCAUCGAGAGAAUUCAGAAGUACGCUUACACAGAGGGCGUCCGAAUAGGUCAAUUCUUCAAGGAUUUUGACCUGACCAACUGUGGGAGGCUGGCAGAAGCCUCGUUUCGCAGGUGUCUGGAUAUGAUGGGUGUGGGGGAGGCGGGCACACGUCGGUACAAUCUAACGUCGGAGGAGAUGGACGACUUAGUGGACGCCUAUCGUGACCCCAUAGACCCCUCUCGCUGUCUCUGGAGAAUGUUUGAGGAUGAUAUUGAGGCUGUGUUCACAAAGAAGGGUCUGGAACGGUUACCCGACUACAAGGUGGACUGUCCGCCUAGCGCAAUCAUAGAACUUCCCAGGAGGGGAAACAUGUUCAGCAACCUGCCCGAAGACCGUGUGGUGUCCUGUGAAGACGUUCUGCGGGUAGUAAAGAACAAGAUCGCCCGUUCUGGCAUGAAUCUGUUGCCGGACUUCAAUGAUUAUGACAAGGCCAGGAACGGUCACGUAACCAGGAGUCAGUUCCGCCAAGUACUGAAGCUCAACUGCAUACUUCUGACGGACGAGCAAAUAUAUGCUCUGGAACAGCGCUACUUAGACGAGAUGGGAUUCAACUAUUUUCAUUUCAUGAAAGAAGCGGAUCCUAUCCCUGAACCGCAACCUCUGUACGAAGAAAUGCUUGAAGGGCGAAUAAAGCUUAACGCAAAAGAGUUUAAAAUGCCUAUUCAGCCAUGUGAAAGAGACAUUGUUGCUAUCUUGGCGAAGAUAAAGAAACAGAUAAUAUGCUACCGAAUCCGACUGUCACAGUUCCUUUCUCAGUAUGACCCACACCGACAACUUGUCAUUUCCCGCGACAACUUCGUCAGAGGCGUCGACGAGAAACUCCAACUAACCCCCACCGAAAAGGAAACAAUCAUGGAAGUAUUCGCGUCGCCCACAAGACCUCACUGUGUGGAAUACCAGCGCUUCUGCAAUACCGUGGACGAGGUUUUCUUCCAGCAGAACUUAGAGAAGGCGCCAUUGCUCCAGCCACUCCAGCACGUGGCUUGCCACGAUGGGGAGCAUAACUUCCUGAACUUUGAAGAGCGGCAGCAGGUGACGCUGGCGUUAGAAAAUCUGGCUGCGCGACCAACAGAGGCGCUCAUGGAUAUUUUCAAGGCGAUAGACAGACACAACUGCGGGAGUAUUAACCGCAACGAGUUCCUGCGAGCCCUGACAGUCCUCUGCCUGCACACUGCCGUCACCACGCCGCAGCUGGACGCCCUGGAGAAGUGUUUCGCCGUGCCACGCGGCCUCAGGUCUGAGGUCGACUACCGCAGCUUCGUCAACGCUCUGGCCAUCGUCCGCCAGAACUGGAAGGCUAAGAGGAUUUAACGAUUGCUAGACGAACACCUAUGUCUACGUCAUAUGUCAUAAAUAAUGGUUUUUUUUUGUAUCGCUAAUUGGUGACAAUUAAAUGGUUACUUUAAUCAG